Messenger RNA from Phascolarctos cinereus (koala), 3199 nucleotides. It is a transcript of the gene FBXL8, whose product is annotated as F-box and leucine rich repeat protein 8. NCBI's taxonomy places the organism in Eukaryota, Metazoa, Chordata, Mammalia, Diprotodontia, Phascolarctidae. The record is from RefSeq and is a predicted model, not a curated record. Gene Ontology annotation, molecular function: protein binding.
UUGGUCGGAAGGCACCAGCAUUAAGGGAGAUGGGGAAAGGCGUCUUGCAGGAGCGAGGGCAAGAAAGAAGGUGAUUGGCCCUUCAGACUUCGCCCUGGGCUGUGAGGUUGGGAAGGACUGAGUACUGUCCUAAUGACAGGCAGUCUGAAUGGAAAUAGAAGAUGAGAAAGACAUCAGAGAUAAGAGUGUGUUCUCUCCACACACACACACACACACACACACACACACUAAGGGCAAUGAACACAAUUUGGCAUAAUGUGAAUGGCAGAGCUAUAAAACACCUAGUUUUGACCAGUUUCAGACUAGUCGAUAAGCAUUUAUUAAGCACCUACUAUGUGCUGGGCACUGUACUAAGCACUGGAGAGAAAAAGAAAGACAAUAGACAGUCCGUCAAAGACUUAAGCCUAAUGCUGGAGACAACAAGCAAACAUAUUCAAACAAGUUGUGUACAAGACGAAUGGGAAAUGAUUCAUCACUACAGUUAAGAGGGAUUGAGAAAAACUUCCUGUAGAAGGUGGGUUUUUAGGUGAGACUUGAAAGAAGCCAGGGAAGCCAGGAGGAGGAGAUAAGGAGACAGAGCAUUCCAAACAUGGGAGACAGCCAGUGAAAAUGUCAGGAACCCGAAGAUGGAGUGUCUGGUUCAAGGAACAGCAAGGUUAGAUAAAAGGAGAGACGGUGAGGGUGAAAGUGAAGAAUCCAGAACUACGUAUAUGUUGUGAGCCUGAGGGACAGACCAGCUCCAGUUGCACUGCAGCAAGGAUUGGCAGACUGGGAUCCUGUGGAGUUCAACCAUCUUCUCAAUGGCUGAACCGUGGAAAUACCUCCCUGAAGAAAUACUGUCACUGAUCUUCAGAUACUUACCCCUUCGUGACCGAUAUUCUGUUUCCCAAGUCUGCCAGGCUUGGGCCACUGCUGUCAACUCAAGCUCUGUGUGGUACAUCACAGAUAUCAGCUGCGAACUGGAGGCAGACGAGGCUGCUUUGAAUUGUCUGUCCCCCUGCCUGGGUCAGAUCCGCCACCUGGGACUGGAAUUUGACCCGUCCAAGGAGGGGAGCCGGCGGGCAGCAACGGAGCUCCUAACUGCCUUGGCCAAGCAGGGCCCCGGCCUGCAGGGGCUGCGUAUUGUUUGCAGAGGCGAGAACCCGCUCUUCUAUUCUGGCCAAGACAUCCUGAAUGGAUUGCUCCAGGUGUGCGCAGCAGGGCCACCGGGCCUGUGUGCGCUCCGACAGCUGGAUCUCCGAAGCAUGCCUUUCACCCUGGACGACGGAUUAGUGCUGCAGGUGGCGCAGGCCUGCCCGGAGCUCCGAGGUCUUUUCCUCAACAAUAGGACUCUGGUGUGCAACGUGCGACCAGAGACGGUGCGCACCGUCCUGGCCGCCUGCCCUCACCUGUGCGCGCUCGGUCUCUACUACGCCAGCCUGUCAACCCAGGUGCUGGCCACCCUGGCCGAGUCGGGCCGCCCGCCCUUCCAGCACCUGGCCGUGUUCUGCGCCCGGCUAGACAAGUACGCCGAGGACAUACCCGACGACGCGUGGGCCGCGGCCCGAAGGCGUCACCCGGGGCUCGCGGUAGACCUUGAGCUGGACCAUACGGUGCCCGAUGAGCGGAUCACCCUCGUCCUGCAGCCCACCAUCCCCGUGAGCACACUGAGGCUCAACACGUUCGGCGAGGUAGCUGACGCAGUGCGCCUCGCAGGCCACCACUACGCUGCCACCCUGACAGCCCUGGUAGUGCGCGCCACAGCCUCGGCCGCCCUGAACUCCGCGCUGGAGGAGCUGGCCCGGGGCUGCGGCCACCUGCGGGAGGUGCAUUGCUAUUGUGUGGUGGCGCCCUCUGUAGUGAGCGCCUUCCUCACCCACUGCCCCUGCCUCCGCAGUUACACGCUCAAGGUCACUGGGGAGCCGCACCCUUGGCGGCCCAAGAUUGUCAGGUGACAAGCUUCAACCCCAGGCUGAGAGGAACCGCGGAAUCAGCACCGCGGCUUUCCUAACCCUAGAGCUAAUCUAUACAGCACGUUGUGGUGGAAAGAAGUCAAGUUCAAACCCACCUCUACCUCUUAUUUGCAGUGUAACCUAAGGCAAGUUCUUUCCUUACCCUAGGCCUCAUUUUCCUUCUCUGAAAAGAAGGGGUUUGGAUUAAUUCAUUUCUAAAAUCCCCUCCAGUUUUAAAUCCCAGGAUCUUCGCUGAGGGGGAGGCAGACAUGCUAAUCCAAUUUCGUGGAUUUUAGGACCCUCAGCUGUAAGAACAAGAGGAGGGACAUAUCUGUGUCUAAGUACUUACUAUGAGUACAUAUGGGGUUAGAACCACAAAAAGUCACAUCCUGGGAUGGGGGUGGGGGGAGAUUCAGAAACCACUUAGUCCAGCUCCCCCAUUUUAUAGAUGGGAUCUAGAGAGAAGAUUCAAGUCGCCCACAACCACACGAAUAGGUGCCAGAGAACUGGAGCUGCUGAGGUGGACACCAUCUCAGGCAAUAUGAUUUUCUAAGACCUGGGCCCUAGAAUCUCCCAGUAGCUAGGUUUCUCAACAGAAUAUCCUCUUCCCUAGUUCAGAAGCCCUCCCUUUCUACUGGGUCCUGAGAGGCAGUGAGGUGUAGUGGUAAGAACACUGGAAUGAAUUAUAGCCACACAAUUCCUGUAUUCAAAUCUAUGUGUCCUUCUUCUGUGACCCAGAUGUGGUGUACAUACACAUGCACAAACACACCCACACACAUUCAGACAUACAGACAAGACUACACACCAACAUCCUUAAAGUAAAAGCACUAGCUUAGGAGUCACAAGGACUAGGUCUGUCAUUCACUAGCAACCUUGGACAAGUCACCUUCCUCCCAGGUCUACAGUUUCUUUGUUCAUUAAACAAGGAAGAGAGCGAAUGAUUUUUUCAACUGUUACAUUAAUCAGUGUCUCUGCAUCCUGGGCUCUCCAAGAGUUCGAUUUUCAGAGGGGUAAGAGAACAAAACUGAGACCAGGGGGAGGACAUAUAGGCAGAUACCCGGGGUGCAGGGAAGGAGGAAGGGGGGAUGCCUGUGCAAUGAGUCAGAAAAUUCUACUUUCCAUGGCCCAUAGGUAUUUUAAUGAGAUCAUACAUGAAGGACUCUAACCCUGAUGGGCAGUCUCACACAUGGGAAUUUACAAACUUUCUCUGUAGUCUUUAAUUGACUCUGAUUGAGAGUGAUCCAGAUCAGGGGCUAUGGAAAUAUUGA